AUGCCAGCACUAGACUCUGACCCCGUCAAUGGGCUAGAUAAUUAUGACGUCGCAGACCUAUCAGACGAUCCUUUUGCAUCUCCUCCACCAGAAGCAGCCAACAAGAAACGCAAAGAGCCAGAUUCCGGCCUUGGAAUUGAUGAAGAGGUUGAUGUCAAGAAGCGCCCUCGAGCUCCGAAUGUCAAGCUCGACGAAGAGAGGCUCCUUGGUCCUAAAGGCAUACCCAAGCUAAAACAAAGGGCACGAGAUUUAAAAAUCAAGGGCAAAGGCCAUGAGUUUUCAGAUGCUUCCCGACUCCUCUCCUUCUAUCAACUCUGGCUUGACGACCUCUUCCCAAAAGCGAAAUUUCUCGAUGCUCUGAACAUGGUCGAAAAAGCAGGUCACAAAAAGCAAGUCAUGGUCGCACGAAACGAGUAUAUCAAUGAAGGCAAACCAAAGAACACUACGGCCGACAGUGAAGGAGAUGACCCCUUUGGUGGUGGCGACAGUGUAUCAAGGCUUAUGGAUCAAACGACUACACGGUCACUGGAAGGUGAAAGGCCAAAAACUCCAGAGCAAGGCCGAGAUGUGCCAGACGAUGAUGAUCUCUAUGGCGCCACACCACGACCAUCUCGGCCAAUUGUACCUAUUCGCAACGAUGUCCCUGAGGACGACGAUCUUGAGGCUCUAAUCGCAGAGGCAGAGGGUCAACAUGAAUCCCAUAAAGAGAGACUUGCACAAGCAGAACCGGAUGAGGAUGAUCUUGACGCAUCAAUGGCCGAGGCAGAAGGGCAGGAUCGAACGAAAGUCUCAGAACCAGAUCGUCUAGCUACGGACGACGAGGACCUGGAUGCCCUUAUGGCAGAGGCUGAGACUCAAGAUCAGACAGCAAAACUAGAUCGACACGAAAUGAGAAAGGAGGGUAAGAGCGCGAACGGCUACGAAGAUGAGGAAGCAGCGAUGCAAGAGAUGGAAGGGCUAUGGUAA
This is a messenger RNA of Fusarium coffeatum, 966 nucleotides long. RefSeq lists its product as uncharacterized. Gene Ontology annotation, biological process: replication fork arrest; DNA damage response; replication fork processing. The transcript has 3 exons. Lineage: Eukaryota; Fungi; Ascomycota; Sordariomycetes; Hypocreales; Nectriaceae. The coding region runs from base 1 to 966 and encodes 321 amino acids. The record is from RefSeq and is a predicted model, not a curated record. Gene Ontology annotation, molecular function: DNA binding. Gene Ontology annotation, cellular component: replication fork protection complex; nucleus.